This is a messenger RNA of Malurus melanocephalus (red-backed fairy wren), 1519 nucleotides long. RefSeq names its product cyclin dependent kinase 7 (gene CDK7). The record is from RefSeq and is a predicted model, not a curated record. The transcript has 12 exons. Gene Ontology annotation, biological process: protein phosphorylation; positive regulation of transcription by RNA polymerase II. Gene Ontology annotation, molecular function: ATP binding; RNA polymerase II CTD heptapeptide repeat kinase activity; cyclin-dependent protein serine/threonine kinase activity. Gene Ontology annotation, cellular component: transcription factor TFIIK complex; transcription factor TFIIH holo complex; nucleus. Bases 78 to 1109 code for a protein of 343 amino acids. NCBI's taxonomy places the organism in Eukaryota, Metazoa, Chordata, Aves, Passeriformes, Maluridae.
GCGGCGGGGCCGCGGCGGUGAAGGGCCGGGCCGAGCCGGGCCGGGGCUGCUCCCGCUCCCGCCGCUCACCGCCGGCUAUGGAUGCGCGGGCCCGCGCCAAGCGCUACGAGAAGCUCGACUUCCUUGGGGAGGGACAGUUCGCCACCGUCUAUAAAGCCAAGGACAAGACGAACAACCAAAUCGUGGCUAUUAAGAAGAUUAAACUGGGGCAUAGAUCAGAAGCUAAAGAUGGAAUCAACAGGACAGCCCUCAGGGAGAUAAAACUGUUGCAGGAGCUAAGCCAUCCGAAUAUUAUUGGUCUUAUUGAUGCCUUUGGACACAAGUCCAAUAUUAGUUUGGUGUUUGAUUUUAUGGAAACAGAUCUAGAGGUUAUUAUAAAGGAUACAAGUAUUGUUUUGACACAGUCUCACAUCAAGGCAUAUAUGCUAAUGACUCUUCAAGGAUUAGAAUAUUUACAUCAGCAUUGGAUUCUGCACAGGGAUCUUAAACCAAAUAACUUGUUGCUAGAUGAAAAUGGGGUUUUAAAAUUGGCUGACUUUGGCUUGGCAAAAUCUUUUGGAAGCCCCAAUAGAGUUUAUACGCACCAGGUAGURACAAGGUGGUACCGAGCCCCAGAACUGUUGUUUGGGGCUAGAAUGUAUGGUGUUGGUGUUGAUAUGUGGGCUGUUGGCUGUAUUUUAGCUGAAUUGCUCCUCMGAGUUCCUUUUUUGCCUGGAGACUCUGAUCUUGACCAGCUGACAAGGAUAUUUGAAACACUGGGCACUCCAACAGAAGAACAGUGGCCUGGGAUGACMAGUCUUCCAGAUUAUGUCACAUUUAAGCCUUUCCCUGGAAUGCCACUUCAACAUAUCUUCAGUGCAGCUGGUGAUGAUUUGCUCAAUCUUCUUCAAGGCUUAUUCACAUUUAAUCCUUGCACUAGAGUAACAGCUACUCAGGCAUUGAAACAGAAGUAUUUCAGUAACCGACCAGGACCCACUCCAGGAAAUCAGCUGCCAAGACCAAACUGUCCUGCAGAAGCUGCAAAGGAGCARCAAAAUGCACUUGUAAAUUUAAAAAGGAAAAGAACAGAAGGAAUAGAUCAAGGAUUACCAAAAAAACUGGUUUUUUGAUUGCCGUGGAUGAAACUGAGUGAAAAUUACCCAAGUCCCAGCUAUUGAUGAAAUGCUGUAAUAGUCACUGGAUGGUUAUGUUUUAAUAUUUUCAUAUGUAAAAUAAGAAUUUACUAUUCCCUUACUGAAACAGAAGUUUCAUUAGCCCUUCUUUCUACAAUAAAAACUUYAUUGAAUAAAAAAAAAUAAAGUACCUUUCUCUGGUUUGCUGUCUUGUUACUUUGAGUUGUGCUCUGAGGCACUAAUUGUCAAAACUGCUUGCAGGCUGCAGGUGUACACAGACUCAUUUUGCUGAACCUCUGUGCUGAAUCACACGCUGUCCUGUAACAGAUGUAUAUGCCAAGGGGGAAAACUACAAAUAAUACUAUUUUCUCUCACCUGCAGCUAAGAUGAACAUAUGACUGUCUUCC